Capsella rubella is the source of this 583-nucleotide messenger RNA. RefSeq lists its product as uncharacterized. The record is from RefSeq and is a predicted model, not a curated record. The coding region runs from base 84 to 206 and encodes 40 amino acids. Gene Ontology annotation, biological process: negative regulation of cell population proliferation. NCBI's taxonomy places the organism in Eukaryota, Viridiplantae, Streptophyta, Magnoliopsida, Brassicales, Brassicaceae. The transcript has a single exon.
UUCUCCUUCUCAUUCAUUCACAGACUCUUUCUCUCUCCCUAGAUCUCUAUCUAUCUCUCUAGAGUUUCUUCCUUUAAAGAAUCAUGAAAGGCACCAAGAAGAAGACGCCAUGCAGCAAAAAGCUUGGAGGGUACUUGAAAGAACAGAAGGGAAGGCUUUACAUCAUCAGAAGAUGUGUGGUCAUGCUCAUUUGCUGGCAUGACUAACUUGCCACUUAUGUAUAUGUGCACAUGCUUAGAGCUAGACAAUAUCUAUGUUUCUAGUACAAACGGGUUUGAUAUUGAAGAAAUGGAUCGGAUCUUUGUGGUUGUGGGGAUAUAUAUAUUGGCGAUGUGAGCGGAUCGUUUGCAAGCUGGAGAUCAUAUAUAUCUUCUCGAGUUGUUUCCACGAUUAUGAGUUAGGAUAAUAACUUUUUGAGUUUAGUUUAGAAAAGUUACAAGUAGCUAGGAUCUUCUUUAAUAUAUGUUAGUGUGUGAUAUAGAAUAAGGAGAGACAAACUUAUAAUCGAAGUUUGUAAAUGCUUACAGAGAGUAGUUGUUAGAGGAAUCUCUUCGUCUCUAACUCAAGUCUUCCUUUGUUGUUA